CGGCAUGUGGGGAGCGGGGGCUCGGCGCGCGGCAGGGCUCAGUCUCGCGCCGCCGCGGCUCGCGCCCCGCGGCCCCCCCCGCCCCCCCUCCUCCUCCCCGCUCCUCACUUUGUCCCCCCCCUCCCUCCCUCCCCUCUAACCCCGCACCAUGGCACGGCCCCCCCCGGCGCCGCGCCGGCCCCCCCCGCGCCUCGGCGCCCCUACGAGUCAGGUGUGAGGCCCUUGGUGUCCCCCCCCCCACCUCCACCGCAGGACGAGUCAGCCCCCGCAGCUCCCCGCAGCCUCCUUGCUGGGGGCACCCCUGCCGUUGGGGUUUUCCUUAUUUUGGGCUUUUUUUAAACAUAUAUAUAUAUUUUUUUUUUUCCUUCUCGGCCCCCACCCCCUCUCAGUCCUCCUCCUUGCUCCUUCCCUCCCUCUCGCCUCGCCGUCAGGGAAUCCAGCACCGCACAGAAGCCAGAGGAACCCAGCCCCAGGCUGAAAGCUGCGUCCAGCCCAAGCCCACCCUUCGGAUCGGAGCAGAGGAGGGGGAGGGGCGCGGGGAGCUCUUUUUUUUGGUUUGGUGGCUUUUUUUUUCUUUUUUUUUUUAUUAUUAGCAUUUUUUUAAUCCCGCCCCCGAAUCGCAGGGGAGGAAGCAGAGUUGGGUCAGGGAGGCUUCCCUGGUUAUUUAUUCUCUACCCCCCACCUCCCUCACCCCCAACCCUGCAGAGGUGUCUUCUCCUUGGGGGGCCGCCGGCUCACCAUGAUGUUUCGAGACCAGGUUGGCGUGUUGGCCGGCUGGUUCAAGGGCUGGAACGAGUGCGAGCAGACUGUUGCGCUGCUCUCGCUGCUCAAACGCGUCAGCCGGACCCAGGCUCGCUUCCUCCAGCUCUGCCUGGAGCACUCCUUGGCAGACUGCACCGAGCUCCACAUCCUCGAAGGGGAAGCCAACAACCCUGGAAUCAUUAACCAGUGGCAGCAGGAAUCCAAGGAUAAAGUGAUUUCCCUCUUGCUAACCCACCUGCCUUUACUGAAGCCUGGGAACAUCGAGGCUAAAGUCGAGUACAUGAAACUCUUGCCUAAGAUCCUGGCGCACUCGAUCGAACACAACCAACACAUCGAGGAGAGCAGGCAGCUGCUGUCCUACGCCUUGAUCCACCCUGCCACCUCUCUGGAGGACAGGAGCGCCCUGGCCAUGUGGCUCAACCACCUGGAGGACCGCACGUCGGGCGGCUUCGGCGGCCAGAGCAGAGGCCGGUCGGAUUCGGUGGACUACGGCCAGGCGCACUACUAUCACCAAAGACAGAACUCCGACGACAAGCUGAACGGGUGGCAGAGCUCGCGGGACUCGGGCAUCAGCGUCAGCGCGCCCAGCUGGCAGGACAAGAGCCUGGCGUGCGAGAACGGACACCUGCCCCUCUACUCCUCCUCCUCCGUCCCCACCACCAUCAACACCAUCGGCACUAGCACAAGCACCAUUCUCUCAGGCCAGACACACCACAGCCCUUUGAAACGCUCUGUGUCCCUUACCCCACCCAUGAAUGUGCCAAACCAGCCUCUAGGACAUGGAUGGAUGUCUCAUGAGGACUUACGAGCUAGAGGACCCCAGUGCAUCCCUUCCGAUCAUGCCCCCCUGUCUCCACAAAGCAGUGUAGCCUCUUCGGGAAGUGGUGGGAGUGAACAUUUAGAAGAUCAGCCUUCUGCUCGUAACACAUUCCAGGAGGAAGGGAGUGGGAUGAAAGACGUCCCCGCCUGGCUGAAGAGCCUGCGGCUGCACAAGUACGCUGCCCUCUUCUCGCAGAUGACCUACGAGGAGAUGAUGGCCCUCACCGAGUGCCAGCUGGAGGCGCAAAACGUUACCAAAGGCGCAAGACACAAAAUAGUCAUCAGCAUCCAAAAGCUAAAAGAAAGACAAAACCUGCUCAAGUCUUUAGAAAGGGACAUCCUGGAAGGUGGCAACUUGCGUGUCCCGCUGCAGGAGCUGCACCAAAUGAUCCUCACCCCCAUCAAAGCCUACUGCGCGCAGAGCUCGGGCGCGGAGGAGCACGGCCGGGACGCGGACUCGCAGCCCCCCUCCCUGCUGGGCUCCGACAGCCACGGCCCCGAGGGCAAGGACUCUGCCGCGGCAGGGAUGCCGCAGCACCACUUAGCGGGCUGCGAGGGCGAGUCGGGGGGGGGCCCUCUGCCUGACGGUGACCUGCCUGGACAGUUCACCAGAGUGAUGGGCAAAGUAUGCACACAGCUUUUAGUUUCCCGACCUGAUGAAGAGAAUAUAAGUUCCUAUUUACAGCUCAUAGACAAAUGUCUGAUCCACGAGGCGUUCACAGAGCUGCAGAAGAAGCGGCUGCUGUCAUGGAAACAGCAGGUGCAGAAACUCUUUCGCUCCUUCCCUCGGAAAUCCCUCCUGGAGCUCUCAGGCUACCGGCAGCAGAGGAGCCGAGGCUUUGGCCAGUCGAACUCCUUGCCGACAGCUGGAUCUGCAGGGGCAGGGCUGGGCCGGCGCAACCCUCGCCAGUUCCAGAUCCCCUCCCGUAACCUCCCCACCGCCCGCCUGGGGCUGCUGGGUCCCAGCGGGCUGCUGGGCACCCCCCAGCGCAGCCCUGCCGCCAGCCCUGCCAUCCUCAAGCAAGGCAGACAGAACCUCUGGUUUGCCAACCCUGGGGGCAGCAACAGCAUGCCCAGCCGGAGCCACAGCUCGGUGCAGAGGACGCGCUCGCUGCCGGUCCACACCUCCCCACAGACCAUGCUGAUGUUUCAGCAGCCAGAGUUCCAGGUGCCGGUGACUGAACCUGACAUCAACAACAGGCUGGAGUCCCUGUGCCUGAGCAUGACGGAGCACGCGCUCAGCGAUGGUGUCGACCGAACCUCCACAAUCUAGAAGGCGUCGCGACGGGGGCGCUGGCCAGGAGAACAACUGCUGCGGGUCCAGCGGCGAGGUCGGGGCUUGCAGGGAGCCUCAGAAAUAGCUUGCAUCCUUUCUCCACUCUCCUCUUCUUCCUCUCUCUCUCUCUCUCUCCUUUCUCUCUCGUUUUAAUUUUGUGAAUGUGUAGAUUGUCCUUGUGAACAUAUCAUUAGACUUGGAAUUUGUGUUGUCAUUUAUUACAUCCAUGCUGGGCUUGGGGGGGGGGGGGGGGAGGGGGAGGUUGUGUUAAAAAACAAAACAGAAACAAGCAAACAACCACCAACAACAAAUCAAACUCCAUGAGGAGGAUGAAGAAGCAUGGGGAGGGUGUCGGGGGCGGGGUGGGGGGGCAUGCAGCAGGAGAGUGCUGGCAACGGAGGGUUCAGCGGAGCACCGAGGGCAAAAACCCUGCUUCUGGAUGAGGAAUCGAGUGACUGUGGAGUAGCACCUGGGUGUGUCUGACCAAAACCCCCUCUGGGCAGGAGCUGGCCCACCAGGAAGCUGAGUUGCUCUUGUGUUCAGGCAUGGCCUGGCCUGGCGAGCCCAGGUGUUUAGAGAAAAAGGGAGGGGAAGAAAAGUGAUAAUAAUAACCCCAACGUUUCCUUUCAGUUUAGCCAAGAGCAUCCCCCCGCAGGUUGGAGGCAGCGUCGUGCUCAGGGCAGUGGAGGUGGAGGGGCAGUGGACACCUGCUGGGUGCAGGAUCAACCUCCACCCAGCGUCCCUCUGCCCCUGACAUGGGUUUGGAGGGUUUGGGUGAGGGUCUCGGGGGUUAGUCAGCAAAAGGUGGGGGGAAAGCGGGAUGAGUUUCUGUGUCUCUUGGCUUGUCUGUGUGAGUACUGGGAAGGUGCUGCAUGCAUGGCUUCACACAUCCACCCCUAAACCUCGGCCAGGCUGGGGGCUUCUAGCCCUGAGGAGGGAUGGAGGAGGCUUGGGAGUAAAGGUGGCACUUCGUUUCACCAACUCAGACCUCAGCCCCACGGAGCACCCCACUGCAGUUCGACGGCACCAUUUCUUUGGCGUUAAAGGUGUGCUGGGGAGGAGACCUGGGUCUCUGCUGCCCCCUCAGCGGUCGCUGCACUGCUUUCUUUGUACCCAGGCGCUCCGUUUGGGCUGAGGGCGCAAAAAAAGCUAACUCCAAGACGGUGCUGCUUGAGCCCAUGCUUAAAGUGAGACCGGAGCCAGAAAAGCCACCGGCGGCCGCAGUGAUGCUCAGCGGAGCGAUGGCUUCACCGUUGGUCCUGAUGCUGCUCCCGAGUGCUCUGAUGGAUUAGCAGUGAUAACUUUUAAAGGAGUUAAAUCGAAAGGCGGUGAUGAGCGGGAGCGGCAGCCUCGGAGGAGGGCGUUGCAGCAGUAGUCGCAGGAGGGGUUUGGCCGUGAGCGCCUGCAGGCAGCAGCGUGUGCUGGGACCGGCCGGAGCAGGGCUGAGGGGCAGCUGGAGCGGGGCUGGCCCGGCAGUGGUGGGAGAUGUGUCAAGCCAUUUGCCAUGCAGCACCUUGGAGUCGUUUGCUACCAAAAACCAAACCAAGUGCCAAAUGCCAUGUUUUGUGUUCGCUCUUGGGUGCCAAAUGCCAUGUUUUGUGUUUGCAGUUGGGUGCCACACGCCGUGUCUUGUGUUUGCUCUUGGUACCCUGCUUCCUGGCGGGCAGGAGCUGGGCGUGGGGGUGUGCUGGGUGGAGGAGCAGAGAAGGGAAAACCUGAAAGCAAGGGGAGGUUGGGGAGAGGUGUGAGGAGGUGAUGGUGAAGUGGGGACCAGAGGGGAGACCGAGCCAGCUGGGUCACCCCUUGAGCAUCCCCUGGCUUGUAUGAAACCGAGGUGUGACACAACCACCUGUAGCAGGAACCUUCCCCAGGGGAAGGCUCCAACGUUAUUUAGGGAGCUGAAAUUCUAUUUAUUCCUUCACUGACUAUAGAAUAAACAGAGGCUAUCUGAUUGUUAGAGAUGUUAUUUUGGAUAUAUUACCUAUUAACUUGCUAUGGCUGGUAACCAUGAUUAAUAAUAAUGUCUGUUAUUAAUAACCACCAAAUAACUCAGUCGUUUGGGUUGGGUUUGGUUAUUUUUUUUUCCCCCCUUUGGCUUAAAAAGAAGAGAGGAAAGAAAAAAAACCCUCACAAAGCAGCAGCUUAUUUUCCAUUGACAGAAUAUAAGUGAAUAACAACUUGGUUGUGUUUGCUGUUUCUUGUUUGGUUAUGUUUUAUUUUUCAAUAGGUCCCCCCAAAAAAUUAAUAAUGAUUAAUAAUUAAUAAUAAUUAAUAAUAAUAAUAAUAAUAAUAAUUAAAGUGGCUUCAGUUGCGUUCGGGAAAGUCCUACCUGGCUUUGAGUGCCUGUGCUGAGUGCAGGCAGCAGAGCCCCAGGGAAAUAAGUGUUAAAUAUAUAUAUAUAUAUAUAUAUAAAAAAAAGUAAAGCAUAAAAAAGACAAAAAAAAAGAUUAAAAACAAAACCAAAAACCAAACAAAAAAACCAAACAACCCCCCCCCCCAGGAGCACCUCCCCACCCCCCAGCAGUUGCAUGAGUGAGGCUGUGAAGUCAACUCUUCAGUAAUAAAGCGGCAGUGCCUUUCUUUCUUUGUAUUCACCCAUUCACCCCCCGUGUGCAGCUGUGGAGCUGAGGGCAAUGUGGUGGGCAGCUGGUGGUGGGCAGCUCUCCCUCCUGCCCCCUUGCUCUCCCAGAGACAGCCCCCAGCACCCGCCGGGGACCUUUUACUGGUGCUGUUCCCCUGAGCCAUCCCCGGUUGCCCCAGGGUCGAGGCUCCGUCCCUGGAGGUGUUUGAGGCCAGGCUGGCUGAGGCUGUGUGCAGCCUGCUCUAGGGUAGGGUGUCCCUGGGCAUGGCAGGGGGGUUGGAACUGGCUGCUCCUUGCAGUCCCUUCCAACCCUGCCUGAUUCUAUGAGUCUAUGGUUCUAGGGGAGGCCAAGCCAGCUCAGCACCCAAGUGUCCUUGGGGCCGGUGGGUGCUCCUCGUGGGAAAUAGAACCCCAACCUUUUCAUUUUAAGGUGUCCUCCCCAGGGGUAAGCCCUGAGCUCGAGUGGACUUGAGCUGGGCUUUAUUUCUGCUUGCUCAGCUCAUGAAAAGACCUUUGAAGGGGGAGUAUGGGGGAGGGGGUGGGAUGUGUGCCAAGUCCAGCCAGCAUCCAGCAGGAAAAUCCAUAAACUGUGAUUUGUGCCGGUGCAGAGCGAGGCUCAAGUUUGGUCAGCACUUAGGGAAACCUCCUUCUGUUGUCAUCUUUCUCCAUGUCAGGGUGCAGCUGUGCCCUCCUCUCCCCCCUCCCCCCCCCCCCCCCCAGGUUUGGCUUUUUCCUUGAAUGUGCCUGAUGGAAAAGUGGGUCCCUGCAGACGUCUAUAAUUUGCACACAAGUGGUUGAUAAACACUAAAAGUUGAUUUUAUACAAGUCAUCAGAGUUUGCAAAGUGAGUUUUAUUUUUUGUAUUCCUUUAUCUUUACUUAAAAAAGGUGAAUGUGUAUUCCUCUGGGAGGAAUAGGAAGAAAAAUACCAAAAAAAAAAAAAAAAAAGAAACACACAAAAAAAAAAAAAAGGAAAAAGCAUUAAAAAAUGUACAAAAAAAAAUAGGAAUGUUAAUAAUGUUAAACAGGAAAAAAAACUUCCUCCCUUAGUAAUAUAUAUAUGUAUAUAAAUACAUAUAUAUAUAUAUAUAUAUAUAUAAACCCCUUCUGUAUUUAUGCCUCUUGUAAGCUUACUUUACAAAAGCUUUCACCUCUUCUCUUCUGUUGCAUGCCAUUCCCAGGCAGCCUUUUAUUGUCCAUGCAUGCCUUUAGUCCUGGUUUUCCUGUACAGAGUUAGUGCACAAAGAACUAUUUUUGCCUAGUUAAUGUUGCCAAGCAAUGCCUAUUUUUUAACUAUGAUGAUUUGCCUUCCCCUCCCCAUCCCCCCCACUUUUUAUUUCCCUUCCCCCUCCCCCCCCCCCCCCCCCCCCCGUUCCUUUCCUUUGUCAUAUAUGGCAGUUAGCAUGUUUGUUACAUGUAAAAGCUUCCUGAUAUAAAGAAGUACUAAUGUUUGGAGAUGCUGGUCCUUGCAAGUGUACAGUUUGCCCAUGUUGUUCCCAGUGACACAGCCCUCGUGAGUGCGACUUGCUCCCAUGUAUUUAUUACUCAUUGCCUCCCCUGUGCCGAGGAACCGUGGCUCUGUUUCAUACCAACGUCCGAUUCAAAGUGAAGGGAGAUGAUUAAUACAAGGUUUUGUAACA
Molecule: messenger RNA, 7076 nt
Organism: Pogoniulus pusillus (Red-fronted tinkerbird)
Lineage: Eukaryota; Metazoa; Chordata; Aves; Piciformes; Lybiidae
Gene: SAMD4A
Product: sterile alpha motif domain containing 4A
Exons: 13
Coding region: 740-2854 (704 amino acids)
Biological process (GO): negative regulation of translation; nuclear-transcribed mRNA poly(A) tail shortening; regulation of mRNA stability
Cellular component (GO): P-body
Molecular function (GO): mRNA binding; protein binding; translation repressor activity
Source: RefSeq, a predicted model, not a curated record